Racocetra fulgida is the source of this 622-nucleotide messenger RNA. Lineage: Eukaryota; Fungi; Glomeromycota; Glomeromycetes; Diversisporales; Gigasporaceae. The record is from the annotation of a GenBank genome assembly.
CGACCAUUGCAAUUACAACGGCCACCUCCACGGCCAUCGCGAAUACAUAGCUAUGGUCGUGAUCGUGGGGAUACGCCAAAAUUGGAGCAAAAAAACUCAAAAAUAUUGGGACAACACGGAAUUGGACUGCAUGACGAUGAAUCGUAAUUAUUCAACAAUCGCUAAAUGGAUUGAAGAUAGAAAGAGAAAUUAUCCAACCGACGCUAAUAUUGCACGAAAGCAACAAGCAGAGGCUGAGAGGCUUGCACGAGGGCUUGUAAUAAAAGUUGAUAAAAGUGGAUCAAAACGUAAACUUAAGCAAGAGGAUGAUUACUCAAAAAGAAAAAUCAAUAGGCAUGAAAUAAACGAAUUCGGUGGCCCGUGUGGUGUCACGGAUUUGGUAAUUGCGGCUGAAGCUGCUGGAAUAACUCUUGAGAACAAUAAUAUACCUGACUUAAUUCCGGCUCAUAAGCUUACUUCUAGAAAUAAGAAAGAUACUUCUAAAAAUAUUAUCGAAAGUCUCAAAUAUAUUGUUGAUAACAAUUUUUUUGGAGUUGUUACAAAUGAUUCUUUAAAAAAUGCGAAAGGUCCUCUAAUCGAAGUAAUUGAUCAAGAUGUAUCAAAAAAAAAUAGGAUUUUGUAA